AUUUAGUACUUCUGUCGCGCUAAAAUAGUCUUGUUCGGCACACACGACUGAUUAGUAAGGUUUUUAUGGUUGAACCGUAUUAUUAUUUUAUUUUUUAAAUACAUUUUUUGUUAAGUAUAUUGUAAACAUGUUGGUGCAACAGUUGCGUAAAGUGUUGACAAACAAUACCAUUUACAGACAGCAAGCAAUUAAGCUCACUGCCUGCUACGCCACCCAUGUUAAGAGAACGAAGAUCUUCGAAAAUGCCGCGGCCGCCGUUGCGGAUAUACCAGAUGGUUCCAAAAUCUUAUUCGGUGGAUUUGGUGUAUGUGGUAUACCUGAAAAAUUAAUUGAUGCCCUGCGGGAUAAGGGUGUUAAGAAUAUAACUGGCGUUUCAAAUAACGGAGGUGUCGAAGAUUGGGGUAUCGGCAUACUUAUUCAAAACAAGCAAAUCAGUAAAAUGAUCGCUUCGUAUGUGGGUGAAAAUAAAGAGCUAGUACGGCAAUAUCUCGCUGGUGAUUUGGCCAUUGAAUUGACGCCACAGGGCACAAUUGCUGAGAAAAUCAGAGCUGGUGGUGCAGGAAUUCCGGCAUUCUUCACGCCCACCGGUUAUGGCACGCUCGUACAAAAGGGUGGCGCACCCAUUAAAUAUGGCAAAGAUGGCAAGGUGGCGGUGGCCAGUAAACCAAAACCGGUGCAGACAUUCAAUGGCAAAGACUACGUGAUGGAAGAAUCCAUUUUCGGUGAUUACGCGAUUAUAAAGGCGCACAAAGCGGAUCCAUUUGGCAAUUUAGUUUUCAACAAGUCCGCACGCAAUUUCAACGCGCCAAUGAGUCGCGCGGCUAAAGUCACCAUUGUUGAGGUGGAAGACAUUGUACCAGUUGGCGCCUUAAAUCCCGCUGAGGUGCAUAUACCCGGCAUCUAUGUGGAUCGCAUAAUUAAGGGUCACAACUAUAACAAACGUGUGGAACGUCUGCGUUUGCGUGAUAGUGGCGACACGGCAAAAUCCAGUCCAGGACAGGAGUUACGUGAACGCAUUGCCAAGCGUGUGGCUUUGGAAUUCCGCGAUGGCAUGUACGUCAAUUUGGGCAUUGGCAUGCCAGUGUUGUCCUCCAAUUAUAUACCGAAAGGCAUGAAUGUGUUGUUGCAAUCCGAAAAUGGUAUCUUAGGUUUGGGACCAUUCCCAACCAAGGAACAAGUUGAUCCCGAUCUAAUUAAUGCGGGCAAGGAGAGUGUCACCGUUGUGCCUGGUGCUUCAUAUUUUGGUUCCGAUGACAGUUUUGCCAUGAUACGUGGGGGACAUGUCGAUAUAACCAUACUCGGUGCGAUGGAAGUGUCCGCAACUGGUGACUUGGCCAAUUGGAUGAUACCCGGUAAACUUGUGAAGGGUAUGGGUGGCGCUAUGGAUUUGGUAGCAGCUCCUGGCACCAAAGUCAUUAUUACAAUGGAACAUAAUGCCAAGGAUGGUUCACCCAAAAUUUUGGACAGAUGCACAUUGCCUUUAACGGGUCAAGGCAUAGUAGAUUUGAUUAUUUCGGAGAAGGCUGUCUUCUCUGUGGAAAAAGGCGUCGGUUUGACUUUAAUUGAAAUUGCCGAGGGUUUAUCAGUGGAAGAUCUGAGAUCUUGCACCGGUGCGCAAUUCGAAGUUUCGCCCGAUCUUAAGAAGAUGGCUCAAAUCGAUGAAAACUAAAUAUUAUGUUGUGUGCCUUACUUGCUUAAUUACUGUCGUGUAUUUGUAAAAGAACUGCGUAAUUUUGUAAGAGUUCGUGUUAAGUGUUAGAAAAAGUCAAACUUCAUAGUGAUACGUCUGCAUUUAUAUUACUAAGUAAAUUGUAUUUGGUAUUUUACACGAUGUUGAAUAAAAAGUAAAUAUAUUUUUUUACCACCA
This is a messenger RNA of Zeugodacus cucurbitae (melon fly), 1867 nucleotides long. It is a transcript of the gene SCOT, whose product is annotated as succinyl-CoA:3-ketoacid-coenzyme A transferase, mitochondrial. The transcript is spliced from 7 exons. Gene Ontology annotation, molecular function: succinyl-CoA:3-oxo-acid CoA-transferase activity. Gene Ontology annotation, cellular component: mitochondrion. Gene Ontology annotation, biological process: ketone body catabolic process. The record is from RefSeq and is a predicted model, not a curated record. NCBI's taxonomy places the organism in Eukaryota, Metazoa, Arthropoda, Insecta, Diptera, Tephritidae. The coding region runs from base 128 to 1669 and encodes 513 amino acids.